GUUAAAUUCACCAAAAAUUUACAGUCAAGUCAAAAUGUAACUUGUACACAAAAAUGAAUCGUAAUAAAUGACAUCAAACAAGCUUGGCAAGAUGUUCUUUACCAACUUUCUGUUCUGGUAGAUAUCGUAUUACAAAUUACACUACAGACAUGAGAAGUGUUACCACAAAAAGCUGAAGAUUGGGAGAAGCAGGACGCGUCCUUGGAACCUAUACCUGAUGGAAUUUAACUAUUUAGAAAACAUACGAAAGCUAAGAGAAAGGAUUGUACCGUUUAAUCGCCAGCUAUGCAAUGAGUCUCGCUGUCCAAAGAUCAUAAAGCGUUGGGAAGAUCAUCAGCACAAAUGUCACACGGUGAAGUUUAAGAAAUUGACAAUGGAGAAUAAAGAACUAAAACCGUGCAUUAAAAUCACAAAAUUGAAAACUGUUGAUCAAAUAGUACAAACAAGUAUUGAUAUGAAAUGCCACGUAGGAACUAACUGCAACAUUUUUCACGAUGAUAAACAAGCGAUGGCCAAGAUUGCGAGUGAAGUUAUGAACGCAGAAAAUAUUGGUGAAUUUUUGGGGCGUAAUCAGUCCUGCAACACAACGGUAUCAUUUAAAAAUUUCUACAAGGAACGUUUGCAGUACGAAGUACUCCAGUGGCUGCGUGAGGUACCUAUAGAAUCCGAAUUUAAUUCGACUGCUAAAAUUGUAACAGAAAAAAUUGUCAAUAAUUUAAUAGAGAAAAUCGACAAACUGUCUGUUGAAGCUGAUGAAGAUUGGUACGAAGUGAAGCUCAAGCGCGAGAUAGAUCAUUGCCUAAACUCUUUGCCUAUGUCAUACCAUAGCACAAAAUGUGCCAAGAUCAGAUAUAUACUGACGGAGAGCCUUAUUACAAGGAUCAUGGUACUUAAUAGUAAGUAUCUCUACGAGUCCCCGACCAGCUUCCAAGAUGAGCUUGAUGUGAACCAUUACGCAAGCAAUAAAGAAAUAUUUCAAAUACCUAUAGUAAGCAUGUUUGAAAACGAAAUAUAUACUUGGCUCCAAUCAAAGAAUUUGAAAGGCGAAGAAGGAACAACGCUGAAUUUGAAAUACAUUGCAAAGAUGCUUUUAAAUCGGCUCUUACCAUGUUUAAUGGAUAAGUACACAAAGAGGAGCAAGUAUUUAAUAAAGGGUGGAAUCAUGGAAGUCUUAGACACCUUGCCUUUGACUAUGGCCCUAUUUAAAAACAGGAUAUUCCUAAAUGGUCUUGCAAUGGAAUUAACAAAUAUACUGAUGAAUGCACAAAACAAUUUUGAACAGCUUACAAUUUACAACAAUGCAUAUUUAGGUUUCAGUAAAACUUUUAGUUGCCUAAAUCCUGAGGCUUAUUUGAAUAAUCCAAUGAAACGUGAAUCUGUAGGUAAGCAAGUUACGCUAAGAAUGUCGAAUACCACCAAAGUUGGUGCAGUUGAUAAAUCAAGUAACAAUGGAAUAUAUCAGCCAAAAACAAAUAUAAAUAGGCCAUAUAUAGGUAGAGAAAGUCAUUUCGUUGCUAUGGAACUUAAUAUGAGUUCCUUUUCUCAGAUAGAAAGGACAGUCACGAAAGAUACCACCUUGUCGCGUAUGACACUUAAAAUUCUAAGAGACGUCAAAUCAAGGAAUUUGAUUGCGAGAUUGAAGGAUUUUAAGAAAAAUUCCGUACCAAGUCUAUUAUCAAUUUCUUUGGGUUCAGUAGAUGAAAAAGAUUACAACUCCUCUUGCUGUUCUUAUUUUAGUAAACAUGAUGAUAAAUUUCGAAUUACAAACAAAGUACAUGGCACAAAUGGUAGCACGGAAGAAACUGUUAAUGUUGAAAAGUUAUCAUCUCUUAUUAGAGCUUGGAUUGAAAAGUUGCCCAGAAAUGAUCCCAAUUUGAAAAAUCGAAACGUCAUGGAGUCUGUAAGUGGUGACUUCGCUCAGGAAAUAACCAAUGAAAUAAUGUCUGUUCCGACAGUUGCAGGAAAUAGUCGUGAUAAAGAAACUUAUUUAGGAGAUAUAAUAUCAAACUGGCUAUCGCUCCUUGGUUUUGUUAAAACUUCAGAUGAAGCUAUAUCAUACAAAAAUGAACUACUAUAUGAAUUGCAAAAUGAAUUGCAAACGCCAUGUAAAGUGAUCAUACAAGAAAGUGUUGAACCCGAGUUGAAAGAAAAUAUGGACACGUUGAAUUCUGACUUUUUGUCUUGUUUAAAUAAACGGCCACCUGAAGUUUGUACUGAUUCAGAUUCCUGCAAGAAGUUAGUCCAUGAUUUUGCUGUUAUAAUUUAUAACGAGCUAAACAAUAAACGUUGCAAUAAUAAGAAAAAGAUAUGGAAAAAGAAAUUAAAAAUGAUCCUCAGAAGAAAUAUGAAGCCACAAGCGAUACAACGUGUAAGGAAUUUUCAGAUCUGGUUCAAAAAGAAAUAA
This is a messenger RNA of Papilio machaon (common yellow swallowtail), 2404 nucleotides long. RefSeq lists its product as uncharacterized. The transcript has 4 exons. NCBI's taxonomy places the organism in Eukaryota, Metazoa, Arthropoda, Insecta, Lepidoptera, Papilionidae. The coding region runs from base 218 to 2404 and encodes 728 amino acids. The record is from RefSeq and is a predicted model, not a curated record.